AUGGAUGCUUUGCUGUUUGUGUUGAUCCUCGAAGUGGUUCUUCUUCAAAUGCGGAUUUUAGAGAGAAGCGCUACUCUGAGCGCUCGCCAGAAUUCUUCCUUUGAGACCGUGAAUAAACAUCAACGUAACAAGCUUAUAAGGGAUCGAUUGAUUGACAAUACUAAGCAAGAAUUGUUAACAAAACGAUAUCAUAGGAGCGUACAAUUGCGAUACUGCAAUGAAAAGAUUGCUUCGCUGAAAGACGAGAUUAGAGAUUCCCAGAUAAACGCAAAAGCGCAACUUCGCUAUGUGGACAAGUGGAUUUGCGCAUCUGCUAACGCUCUAGAACUUCGUCAUCAAAUAAAACCAGCCUCGUUACCGAGUCAAGAUCACGAACAACGCGUCCACGGCGAAAUAGUGCGAGCUUACGAGCUACAAGUAAAGGAACGUGAAGAAAUGCUGCGGUACUGGAAAUUGAGGUACACGGAAGAUACGAAAAAUAUUACCGAGCAAGUGGUACAACAACGCGAAAGGUUAAAGGCUACAAUCGCUCGUCGAGUAGAAUUGCAAAAAUUGUACGAUUACCAUGCAGGCGAAAUGCGGGCUUGGUUAACCUUCAAAAAGGAACGAGCUGCUCGGUUGGCCCGCGAGCAACGUUCUCGGCUGGCUGCUACCAGGAUCCAAGCUUGGUGGCGAGGCUUGAUGGUGCGCCGGGCGCUGGGCGCUUUCAAGCAUCUGCGCAACACAAAGAAACCCGUCAACAAAAUUAAGAAAAAA
Messenger RNA from Iphiclides podalirius (scarce swallowtail), 756 nucleotides. NCBI's taxonomy places the organism in Eukaryota, Metazoa, Arthropoda, Insecta, Lepidoptera, Papilionidae. The record is from the annotation of a GenBank genome assembly.